AUGACGAUGUUCUACGUUCUAUACUACGGUCUGUUUCUGGUGUGCGCGGGGAUCACCCUAGCGUAUUUUGUGCGCCUUUGCACGGUGUCGUCCGAAGCGGCGGGGGAGGCUGAGGAGGAGAAGAGUAACGAAAGAGGGUUGACGGCGGAGGAGCUUGAGAAGUUGGAGGAAGGGAAGAUGGCUGUGGGAGGCGGGGGAGAGUGCGCGGUGUGCCUGGAGGAGAUGGCGGAAGGUUCGGCGGUGCGGGUGUUGCCGGGUUGCCGCCACGCCUUCCACCGCCACUGCGCCGACGCCUGGCUCCAACUCCACCCCGCCUGCCCCCUCUCAUUGGUUCCUGUGUUUGAUUUAGUUGGUGGUAUACAGCAUUUAGAUAGUUUUUAUUCAGCUAAAAGGAUUGAAUUGUUUGUGGAAGGGUUGUAA
This is a messenger RNA of Phoenix dactylifera (date palm), 420 nucleotides long. The record is from RefSeq and is a predicted model, not a curated record. NCBI's taxonomy places the organism in Eukaryota, Viridiplantae, Streptophyta, Magnoliopsida, Arecales, Arecaceae.